Messenger RNA from Heterostelium album PN500, 2136 nucleotides. RefSeq names its product Rab GTPase domain-containing protein. The transcript has 4 exons. Lineage: Eukaryota; Evosea; Eumycetozoa; Acytosteliales; Acytosteliaceae. The coding region runs from base 1 to 2136 and encodes 711 amino acids. Gene Ontology annotation, cellular component: cytosol; nucleus. The record is from RefSeq and is a predicted model, not a curated record. Gene Ontology annotation, molecular function: GTP binding.
AUGGGAAAUGAAAAUGGUAGAAUGUUAUCUCCUGAGGAGAUGAGAAAUAGAGAGAUUGGGUUAAUGGAUGGUGAAAUGAGAAGAAAAUUAAAUACAAGAGCUUCAAAAUAUAAUUUUAUAAAAGGUGAAAGAAAUACAGGUAAAACAUGUUUCUUUCAUAGGUUACAAGGUAAACCAUUCUCACAUGAAUAUAGUCCUACUCCAGAGAUCCAAAUAUCACAUAUAAAUUGGAAUUAUAAAAAUACAGAUGAUAUUGUUGAUGUUGAAGUUUGGGAUGUUGUUGACGUCGCAACUACAAAGAAAAAGACAAAUCAACUUGUUACACAACAUAAUCAACAACAACAACAACAUCAAGAGUUGUCGGAUAUUGGUAGUACAACGAAUGAGUUCAAUCCACCUACAAAAGACGAUAUCUCACAGCAGAUUAAACGUGGACAGAGCGGAAGUUUCAAGAUACACUCUCUCGAUGCUCAGACCAUCGAUGUUAUGAAGAAUGCCAACGCCGUUAUCUUUAUGGUGAAUCCACAGAAACGUUGGACAUUCCAGUACGUCGAGAAGGAACUAAGAUUAGAUCAAACUAGAAUACAACAGCAACAACAACAGCAACAGCAACAAGUUCAACAAGCUCAGCAACAAGCUCUGCAACAACAAACUUCACCGAAUCAAAGCAAGUCACCGACAACAGCAGCAACUCCACAAAUACAAACACAAACCUCUCAACAAUCUUUAUCUACUUCGCUACCAAGCCAAAAGUCAGCUCCAAUGGCUAAUCCAAUUCCGACAACUGUAGCUUCACCAUCAGUACAAUCGAGUGGAAGUGGUGGAUUCUUUAGUAGAAUAUUUGGUAUGAAUAAAGAUGCAAAUCAACAGCAACAACAGCAACAGCAACAACAAGCAGCACAGCAGAAACAACAGCAACAAGUACAGCAACAGCAACAACAGCAACAACAACAGAAACCAGUUGUUCCAAAGAAAAUUGAAAAUGUAGAUGAAUUUAAUCCUGGUGAGAGUGGAGAAGAUAGUUUCUAUAGUGAUGAUGAGAGUAAACCUAAACAAUCAGCUGCCACUUCAUUCUUGAAGAGUGUGAUCAGUGGUGGCAGUGCAAAGAAGGAACCAGUUAAACCACAAGCAGAUUCCUUUGGCGACGAUGAUGACGAUGACGGAUUCAAUCCACUCGUCACUAAGAAUGAAGGUGAUGACAGCAGCGAUGAAGAUGCACAAGUAUUCUCAACACCUGUCAAACCAGUAGUCAACAAAACACCAGUUCAAAAACAAUCAACACCAAUACAAACACAAACAACUAAAUCACCAACUACUAAUAAUAAUAAUAGCAAUUUAUCAAAGUCACCUGUAUCCACUACCACAACCAAGGUGGCUACAUCAACUUCAACACCAACACCAACCUCCACCUCAAAGAAAACUACAGCAUCACCAGUAGCUGCCAAUUCAUUCGGUGGUGAUUCCGAUGAUGAUGACAAAGGUAAUCCAUUUGUAACAAAGAAUGAUGAUAAAGGAUUUUACAGUGACGAUUCCGAUGAUGAUGACAAAGCACAACAACAACAAGUUGUACCACCCAAAAAGACAACAGUAACUCCAGCCAAAUCACAAUCAGUUACCAUUACUCCAUCAAAAUCAUCAUCUCCCACUCAAAAAGUAUCGAGCUCACCAAUGUCAACUUCACCUAAGACACCAACUCCAACUCCAAAACCAAGCAAUGUAACAUCACCAUCUUCUACACCAAAACCAAAUGUACAACAAACUACAUCCAAAUCAACAACACCAGCACCAGCAGCAACAACACCUAAAAUACCUACACCUUCAUCAAAAUCAAAGAAACCUGUUGUCAUUAAAUUCAAUGAUGACGACGACGAUGACGAAGAGAAUGGACUAGUCGCCAAGAACGAAGGAGUCGACAGUAGCGAUGAAGAUGCUCAGGUAUUCUCAACUCCAGUCAAACCAACUACAACAACAAAAUCAAAAUCAGUAACAACACCAAAAUCAAAUAGUAAAGCUUCGAAUACUCCAACCUCUAAAUCCACAGUAACACCAGCACCUGCUCCAACACCAACACCUACCACAUCAGCAGAUGACUUUGUUCCGCCACCUGCCGACUUGGAUGAUUGGCUCGACGACUAA